This is a messenger RNA of Melanaphis sacchari, 979 nucleotides long. Its product is annotated as THUMP domain-containing protein 1. The record is from RefSeq and is a predicted model, not a curated record. The transcript has 6 exons. NCBI's taxonomy places the organism in Eukaryota, Metazoa, Arthropoda, Insecta, Hemiptera, Aphididae. The coding region runs from base 21 to 911 and encodes 296 amino acids. Gene Ontology annotation, molecular function: RNA binding. Gene Ontology annotation, biological process: tRNA modification.
UAACAUUUUUACUUUAAAACAUGGAAAGUCGUCCGAAUAAAUCAUCAUAUUAUUGUAAAAAGAAUAACAAUUUUAAGAACAAUCGUUUUAAACUCGCACCAGACAUGAAAGGAUUUUUAUGUACUUGCAAUUAUGGUGAAAAGGACUGUCUGAAAGAAGCGAUAAAUUUGUUGAGAGAAUACAGCGAAGAAAAAGACAUACCAUCUGAAGAUCUCUCUAAUACUGUAGAAGAAUCCACAGAAAUUAUGAACUCAUUAGCCGAUGAAUUGAAAAGUUUGUCUGAAAAAGACAAUGCUAAUUGGAAAAAAUUUACUCCAUCAGCUACUGGUGUUGGACAAUGUCUUUUCAUCAGUACCACUGUUGAAGAUCCGUGUGACCUUGUGUAUAAAAUACUUGAAGACAUAGAAAAAACCAAAGUGCAGAAGACAAAAUUUCUUUUACGCAUGCUUCCCAUUUUAGUUACUUGCAAGGCCAAUUUGAUAUCCAUAAAGUCAGCCUGUGCAAAUCUAUUACCUAAGUAUUUUUCUACAGAACCAACAACAUUUGCAAUUUUGUUCAACCAUAGAUAUAACAAUUCAGUGCCGCGUGAUGAGAUAAUCAAAGAAUUGGCCAACCAAGUGGUUAGUUUUGGACAGCAUACUGUGGAUUUAUCUGGUGGGGCUAAAUUAACUAUUAUUGUUGAGGUGGUGAAAUCUGUCUGCUGUUUGUCAGUAGUUAGAGAUUAUGGUCGCUUUUGCAAGUUCAAUCUACUCUCUGUCUGUACUCGACCUGCAAAAAGAACAGUAGAAGGUGAUGUUGAAGAAAGUUCUUCACCUAAAGUUAAAAAACCGGAGGAAAAUGAUCAAGUAAAAGAAGAUGAAAACAUGGAAAAUAAACCUGAGGAAGAAGUUACUGAAAUAUCUGAACAUUAAAUAAUUAAUUUAUGUUUGUUUACUUAUUUUAAGGUAUCAAUAAGAUAAUUAUGUUGAUUAAUAUUAAA